Sceloporus undulatus (fence lizard) is the source of this 1402-nucleotide messenger RNA. Its product is annotated as histone H2B 7-like. Lineage: Eukaryota; Metazoa; Chordata; Lepidosauria; Squamata; Phrynosomatidae. The coding region runs from base 749 to 1129 and encodes 126 amino acids. Gene Ontology annotation, cellular component: nucleosome. Gene Ontology annotation, molecular function: protein heterodimerization activity; DNA binding; structural constituent of chromatin. The record is from RefSeq and is a predicted model, not a curated record. The transcript has a single exon.
UUCCAUAGCCUUGAGCCAGGGCGGUUAAAGUGGUGCCAAACCGGGUUAUUUCUCCAGUGUGGAUGCAGCCCAAGGGACACAACCAGGCCCUCAACUGGGAGCUGCCUUCAGUUGUUCAAAUGUGCAAUCCUGAUUUCAAUGGAAACAAAGGACAAGGAAGCAAAGUCCUAGUGGUUUUUAGCGUUGGAUUAUGAUUCUAGAGACCAAGGUUCGAUUCCCCGCCUGACCAUUAAGCCUAGUGGGCGACCUUGGCCAAGUCGCACUCUCUCAGCCUCAAAGUGUGGCAAUGGAAAAACCCCUCUUGGUAAAGCUUACCAAGAAAACCCCAUGAUAGGUUCCCCCUUUAAGGUCGCCAAAGGUCGGAAAUGACUUGAAGGCACACCCCACAUCCACACCCGACUUGUAUUGGUUUUAGGGAGGGAGCGAAUCCCAAAGAGAUGUCAAAUAUGUGUUUGAGGUUUUCUUUUUUGUGAAUGGACACUGUCGAAUCGCUGGUCUUUUUUUCCUCCGGGUCUGUGUGACUUCUGAUUGGCUCUCGCUCGGGACAAUGGUCUCAAAACGUCCAAUGGGCGCUAAGGAUCAGGCUGUCCAAUCAGGAAGGGCACGAGCGUUCGAAUGCAAGAAUGUCUCCUCCUUCUCCAAUAGGAAAGGCGCUCUACGAUCCAUUCAUUUGCAUAAAGCUCGCCUAUAAAAGGCGGCGGCGAGGCGGUCCCUCCUCAUUGUGGAACGACAGCGUUGAGGAGGAAAGAUGCCGGAUCCAGCGAAGUCGGUCCCUGUUUCGAAAAAGGGCUCCAAGAAAGCUGUGACCAAGACUCACAAAAAGGGCGACAAGAAGCGGAAGAAGGUGAGGAAGGAGAGCUACUCGAUCUACGUGUAUAAAGUGCUGAAGCAAGUCCACCCGGACACGGGCAUUUCUUCCAAGGCCAUGAGCAUCAUGAACUCCUUCGUGAACGACGUCUUCGAGCGCAUCGCCGGCGAAGCCACUCGCCUGGCCCACUACAACAAGCGCUCCACCAUCACCUCCAGGGAGAUCCAGACGGCCGUGCGGCUCCUGCUCCCCGGGGAGCUGGCUAAGCACGCCGUCUCCGAGGGCACCAAGGCCGUGACCAAAUACACCAGCUCCAAGUAAAGGCAGCAGCAGCAGCACCUCCUCCCUCCAUUGGAACCCAAAGGCUCUUUUAAGAGCCACCCAAAGCUUCUGAAAAAGAGCUGGAGUCCCCUUUUCCCUCUUAGGCUGCAUCCACACUGGAGAAAUAACCCGGUUUGGUAGUGCUUUAACUCUCAUCCAAUUUAAACUCAUCUGUUGCAUUUAGGGAUUUGUAGUUCAGUGAGAGACUUAAGAACUUUGUGGCUGAAUGUUCUAAAUGCCCCUCCUACAAGUCCCAGAAUGCAACGGGAGGCA